Molecule: messenger RNA, 1608 nt
Organism: Physcomitrium patens
Lineage: Eukaryota; Viridiplantae; Streptophyta; Bryopsida; Funariales; Funariaceae
Biological process (GO): endoplasmic reticulum to Golgi vesicle-mediated transport; vesicle fusion with Golgi apparatus
Cellular component (GO): membrane; trans-Golgi network
Source: RefSeq, a predicted model, not a curated record
CCCACUCAUUCGAUUAAAUGAUGAAUGUCACUACCACGACGCGGCGUUGCAGCAUCACUGCAAUCUCGCAAGCGCACAUUGACAAGGAUCCUGUUGCCCGCCUCCUUCCUCCGGUUGAUACACACAUCGUGCCCACGGGAGUCCCAUGUGGCAACUUGCGGCCAAUUUUUGUGGGACCCUUUGGUGAAUUAACACCGAUUUCCGCGAGGUGUUCAAUCGUACUGUUGUGGAAAUUUGGCCCUCUUUGCGAGUUUGUCAUCGCCACUCUCAUCACUUGUUUCGAAGGUUGUGGUCUCGUUUUCGUUUUUAUGAAUAAGGUUGUGGGGUUGUUGCAGCUGUGGAAAGGAAUAGGUGUUGGAAUAUCGUGAGUUUACGGAAGACGAGGUGAGGGUGUGAGCUAGGGUUACUGGAGGGUAGUUGAGGUAGCCAUGAGGGACGAUGUGGCGUUGUCGUUCGAUGGCGCGGAUCCGUAUCGAAGAGGGGGGAAUAUGAGGGGUGGUGGUAUGAACGGGAUGCAAGGGGGGAUGCCGGGGGGUUCCUCUGCCUUGCCUUUCAUGUCUUUCGACUUGGGUGAUGUCGGUGUGUCUGCACCUCGGGUGAGCAGUGUGGGCUACUCUGGUGGUGGUGGUGGGUUUGGUGCUUUUGAAGAUGAACCUCCGCUUCUUGAAGAGCUUGGGAUUAACAUCCCACAGAUCACACGAAGAACUCUCACAGUUCUGAACCCUUUUCGCAUCAACCCUGACCUACAUGAAGAUGCAGAUCUGUCAGGGCCCAUCAUAUUUUACAUGCUCUUUGGCUUGUGCCAACUUCUAGGAGGUAAAGUGCAUUUUGGAGUUAUAUUAGGGUGGACUACCCUAGCUUCCCUUUUCCUGUAUACGAUCUUCAAUCUGUUGGCUGGGAAAAAUGGGAGUCUCGACUUCUAUCGAUGCGUCAGCUUAGUGGGGUACUGUCAAAUCCCUAUGGUGCUUCUCUCGGCAUUUUCCAUCUUUCUUCCCCGGGGGAUGCUUAAAUAUAUUCUGGGAGUUUUGACAGUAUUAUGGUGUACUCGAUCAUGUACAAGUUUAAUGGCCGUCCUUGUGCCUCACGCUGAGGAGCACAGGUCAUUGGUGGCUUAUCCCUGUGGCUUGAUAUACACUGCAUUUUCUUUGCUUGUGAUAUUUUGAUAACUCUCCGAAAAAGCUUGAUAAUUAGUCUAUUUUUGAGCCUGAUAACAGAGUCCUUUACGAUGCGUCCUCUUCUCCACUUGAGUGGACUCAAAGUGACGAUGAUUUUUUCUCAGGUUGACAUUUAAUUUUCUAUUACGGUUACAGUUCAGCUUAAGGCACAGAACUAGAGGUAACCUGUUAUCGAGGCAUUCCUCACAUUCACAUUUCACCGGGCAAGGAUCCCACUGCCCCAGUUGUACCACUGCAGAGUUUUAUUAUCAAGUGAGUUUAGAAUCUGUUCUUCGUAGGAAAGCGCUUCUGGUGUGUUGAAUUCAAAUGUACUGAUGGGCAAAUUCUUUAGUAGUUUGGUGAUUGGACCCAACUUCAGAUAGUUUUGGUGCAAUCGUCGGAUCACGAUAAGAAUCUCAGAUUCUCGGACGUGGAAUCUGCGUCAGCAUUUUAA